UUAGUUGUCUAUAACAAUGUUGGACAAACAUAACAAAAAAAAACUAUUGUCUACAUGUACUUUUGGUUAGUUUUCAAUAUCAAUUCCCAGAAUUGCUUCUCGAAUAAUUAUCGCCACAAAUAUAGAUAAUAUGAGUACAAAACAGUCGUUCAUAAACAUCACAGGAGUGACCAGAAUGAAUUUAGGUUUUUUCAUAUUGUUUUUAUUUUGUUUUCGUGUGUGUUAUUCGAUUGUCACGAAAAACGAAUCUCAUUAUUUUGACGAAACUCCACAAGGAUCUAUCAAAAAUUUCUCAGUAGAACUAAGACUACCAACUGAAUGUGAAACGCCAAAUCUAGAUCCAGGAUAUUGUAUAGAAAUACAAGAUUGUCCUAUAUUAUUGAAACAGUUGAAAAAUAUUAACGCUACAAAUUUUCUAAAGGCUUCGAGAUGCGGCCCAAAAAAUGAAGAUUAUUCAAGACCAAAAGUGUGUUGUGGCAAAUAUGAUAAUUUUAAACACCUAAUCGUUGACGAUAAAACAAUAUUUCCAAAAAGAUGCGGCGUCGAAAAAAUUUCCGUGCAUAACCGGAUAAUAGGAGGAACCGAAGCUAAUAUCGGUGAAUUUCCUUGGAUGGCUAGAUUAAUUCAUAAAAAUGACCGCGGAUUUAAAUCAGUAGGAUGCGCGGGAUUCCUAAUACACUCUAAAUAUGUAUUAACCGCCGCUCAUUGCGUAAAUCCCGAAUUUACACGUAUCAGAGGCCCUGUAUUUUCUGUGUUGCUGGGUGAACACAACACCGAAACCAAAAUUGAUUGUGCAGAUAACGGAAAAUAUUGCGCGGAUCCCCUACAAAUUAGUCGAGUUGCUAAAAUAAUCGCACAUCCUGGAUACGACGACAAAACCACUGGACAUUAUAAUGAUAUAGCCUUGAUUCAUCUGAAAAAGGGCGCUCGAUUCACAGAUUUUGUUCAACCGAUUUGCUUACAAAUUGAUAACGAAGAAUACGUACCAGGAAGGUAUGCGAUCAGUGGAUGGGGAAAAACCAAGACUGUUCAGUUUAGUAAAAUUAAGAUGAAAUUGGAAAUACCGCCGUUCAAUAAAGGGAACUGUAUCGAUCAAUUUCGUUCCGUGAACAUUGAUGUUGUCGAAACGCAGAUAUGCGCUGGAGGAGAGUCAGACAUGGAUGGUUGUAGUGGAGAUUCUGGAGGUCCUCUUAUGUUCGAUAACGGAACUAAUUGGUUCGCAGCUGGAAUUGUUAGUUUUGGUAUAAGUUGUGGAUUAGAGGGAUGGCCGGGGGUUUAUACGAAUAUUCCAAGCUUCGUACCUUGGAUUAAGGAAGAAAUUAUCAAAAAUAGCGCCAACACAAAAAAUUCUAAUAACACUGAAUCUUAUAAAACAAAAAAUCGUACUAUUACCACAAAGACAGUUCAAUCAGUUGCUGUUGAUCAAGUGUUCAAUAUAGUGAUAAUGUUUUAUAAAAUUUGUUUCUGUGUUGUUUUCUUUGCGGCAAUUUCGGAUAAUUUCCAAGCAAAAGGACAGUGGCAAACGCGUAAAAGAAGGCCUCAGUAUGCACACUCAAAUAUGUCACAACGAGGUAGGGAAUGUAAGACCCCAAAUCAAGAAUGGGCGACGUGCGAAUCCAUAUAUACAUGUCAACGUCUUUUGAACACCAUCCAGAAUAAAGAUCCGAUCCAGGUGAGGUUUUUACGCCAAUCGCAAUGCGGUUACGAUUCCGAACCUCUGGUUUGUUGCGGUACCAAAAGUACUUACAUGAGACGCAAUACUCAAAAUGGGGGUACUGCGAUACCUGGUAGAUCGUUAAUUGGAAGUAGAAAUCGUGAUGGUAUAGUUGGGGUAGCAAAAGGUGGUGCCAGUAAUUAUAAUUAUAGAUCAAAUUCGGUUCUACCUCAAAGACCUUCAUGUGGACAAGACUUUUCGGAAAAAAUUUAUGGUGGUAUUAGAACUCAGUUGAACGAAUUCCCGUGGAUGGCGCUUCUUCAAUAUGCGAACGGUACCGGAUUUAAACGUUGGGCGUGCGCAGGAACUCUUAUUAACAAUAGAUACAUUUUGACAGCUGCUCAUUGCGUUACUGGGGAAAUAACAAAAAAAGUUGGACUAUUAGUAAACGUACGUUUGGGAGAAUAUGAUACAGCGCAUGAUGUUGAUUGUGACGGCGCUUUAUGCAACAGCCCCCAGGAUAUCGGCGUAGAAGAAGCUGUUUAUAACCAAGGUUACGAUAACGAUGACACUCAAAGAUACAACGAUAUCGCUUUGAUUAGAUUAAACAAAUCAGUCAAGUUUUCAAGUUUCAUCCAACCUCUUUGUCUACCAAAUAUAAACGAAGCUGCAGCUAUUGGCGAGCGCGUUGUUGUAGCUGGUUGGGGUAAAACCGAAUCGUCUGGUAGGAGCUCCAAGAAGCUGAAAGUAGAAAUACCAAUAGCUCAAAGGAGACAAUGUACGACUGCUUUCUCUUCGGCAGGUAUCAAUUUGGAAAAUUCACAAAUUUGCGCUGGAGGGGAAAGAGGAAAGGAUUCUUGUUCAGGUGACAGUGGUGGUCCUUUGAUGAAAACAGUAAAGGGCGAUGUAUCGACUUGGUAUUUGGAGGGAAUAGUUUCUUUUGGAGCUAAAUGUGGUACGGAAGGUUGGCCGGGAAUAUAUACCAGAGUCGAAAAUUAUUUAGGAUGGAUUCAUAGUAACGUUAGACCAUAGAUUGUGUUCGAUAUCUAUUAGUUAAUUUAUUUAAUUUUUGUUUGAUUAGUGAAAUAAAUUUGUG
Diorhabda sublineata is the source of this 2750-nucleotide messenger RNA. RefSeq lists its product as uncharacterized. Lineage: Eukaryota; Metazoa; Arthropoda; Insecta; Coleoptera; Chrysomelidae. Gene Ontology annotation, molecular function: serine-type endopeptidase activity. The coding region runs from base 131 to 2686 and encodes 851 amino acids. The record is from RefSeq and is a predicted model, not a curated record. Gene Ontology annotation, biological process: proteolysis. The transcript has 14 exons.